CCCGUUUCCUUUGCAGAUGGUGCCCAGACGACCCCUGUGUCAUUAAAGCUGCCAAGCAAUGUAGUGGAGGGAUCGGCCCGGGCCUCCUUCUGCGUGCUGAGUGACAUUUUGGGGAAUGCGAUCCAGAAUCUGCACCAGCUUCUCCAGAUGCCCUACGGAUGCGGGGAGCAAAACAUGGCCCUUUUCGCCCCCAACAUCUACAUCCUAGACUACCUGAAUCACACCGGGCAGCUGACGGAAGCUGUGAAAUCCAAGGCCAUCGGCUACCUUGUGGCUGGCUAUCAGAGGCAGCUGAACUACAAGCACUCUGACGGCUCUUACAGCACCUUCGGGGAACAUCACCAAGAGCCCGGAAAUGCCUGGUUAACGGCGUUUGUGAUGAAGUCCUUUGCUCGGGCAAGUCACCAGAUUUAUGUGGAACAACAGCACAUCACAAAUGCUCAGGCCUGGCUGGCCGUUCGGCAGAAGGAGAACGGCUGCUUCCGGACCACGGGAACCCUCCUCAACAAUGCUCUGAAGGGUGGGGUGGAUGAUGAGCUCAGUUUCUCGGCCUACGUCACCAUUGCUUUGCUGGAGUCUUCGCUGCCUGUCACGGUAAGGGCCCGACUUCUCCCUCCCUGUAUCCCAUCCGGAGCCCCCCACCUUGGGAAAGCCAGAGGGGGGCUUCCCAUUUUGGGUUCUGGAAAGCUCUGCCUGCUGCAGCAGGGCUUGUCCGAAGCGGUAGAGGCCUUCCCGAGGGAUGAUGGCUCCAUUCACUGGCAGAGGCCUGGGAAGGAAGACGACCAGCCUGACUUUGCCUUCUAUCGUCCCCGCGCUCCUUCGGCUGAGGUGGAGAUGACCUCCUAUGUGCUUCUCGCGAGGUUGACCAAACAGCCGGCCCCGGCCCAGGAGGAUCUGACGAAAGCCGCCCACACGGUCCAGUGGCUGAGCAAGCAACAGAAUCCCACGGGUGGGUUCUCUUCUACGCAGGAUACAGUGGUUGCCCUCCAGGCCCUCGCCCUGUACGGAGCCUUGACCUUCUCCAAGGAUAGCACCGGCACCGGAGUAGCCCUCGCUUCUGGAGAGAACGUCUUGAAGCAAUUCCAGGUGGACAGCACCAACCGCCUCCUCCUUCAGUGCCAGGCGCUGCCCAAAGUGCCCGGGGACUACGACAUCCAGGUGACCGGGGACGGCUGCGCCUAUUCCCAGGUGAGUUUCCCCAGACUGUCUAGAAGUGGUGGUGGUGGGGAAGCCAGCUCCAGGAUCAAGCCAUGUGACCGACCGAAAAGCACGGGUGGGAAACCUAAGGCCUCUUGCCCAGUGGGGGAGACGGAAACAGGAAGGGGGCCGACGGGUGUCCAACGCCCUCUGAGGUAGCUUGCUGUGUUUCUG
Messenger RNA from Pogona vitticeps (central bearded dragon), 1371 nucleotides. The record is from RefSeq and is a predicted model, not a curated record. Lineage: Eukaryota; Metazoa; Chordata; Lepidosauria; Squamata; Agamidae.